Molecule: messenger RNA, 603 nt
Organism: Vicia villosa (hairy vetch)
Lineage: Eukaryota; Viridiplantae; Streptophyta; Magnoliopsida; Fabales; Fabaceae
Exons: 2
Coding region: 1-603 (200 amino acids)
Source: RefSeq, a predicted model, not a curated record
AUGAAUGUUUUGAGGGAUGAAGAGAAUGUUAUGAGGAAUAAGGAUGAUAUUGCACAUGAUGAAGAAGAGUUAAUUUCAAAAAUUUAUGACGAAGUGGCUGGUCAGGAUGAAGCUAAUGUUGUGAGGGAUGAAGAGAAUGUUGUGAGGGAAGAGGAAAAUGUUUUGAGGGAUGAAGAGAAUAUUGUGAGGGAAGAGGGCACUGUUGUAAGGGAUGAAGAGAAUAUUGUGAGGGAAGAGGGCACUGUUGUGAGGGAUGAAGAGAAUAUUGUGAGGGAAGAGGGAACUGUUGUGAGGGAUGAAGAGAAUAUUGUGAGGGAAGAUGUCAAUAUUGUUAGGGAUGAGGACAAUGUGGGUGAGGUGAAUGAUGGGUCUACUACUAAUAGUGGAGAUGAUAGUGCUGAUGAAAAUUAUGAGAGUGCUAUGGAAGUGGGAUUUGAUGAUUCAUAUGAUGGUUUUGAUGAUUUAGAGGAAGAAUAUUUGGAUGAUCUUCUUGAAGAUCUAGAGGGGGAACAAAGCAAACAACAAUUGGAUAAUGAUGGUUUGGAAGAGGAAAUAGGAAACGACAGUGAGGAACUUGAAAGUGGUUGUUCAUGUGAUGUAUAG